AUGGGCAAGUACAGCGAAGACCCUCUCUGGGCUGAUAUCGAACCAUUGCCCACGGACGAAGGCGGUCCCAACCCACUAGCCGCCAUAGCAUACAGCGAAGAAUAUGAGGAAACAAUGUCUUACAUGCGUGCCGUCAUGGCCGCCAAUGAAUACUCCGAUCGCGUCCUGGAACUUACUGAAGACUUGAUCGAUAUGAAUCCCGCCCACUACACCGUCUGGCUCUACCGCGCCAAAACGCUAUUCCACCUCGACAAAGACCUCCGCGAAGAGCUAGAAUGGCUGAACGAGACAGCCCUCGAACACCAAAAGAACUACCAGAUUUGGCAUCAUCGGAACCUCAUAGUAGAUAGACUGGACGAUUGUGAGGGCGAGACGGAGUUCGUAGAACAGAUGUUCGUCAAGGACGCGAAGAAUUAUCAUGUUUGGAGCUAUCGCCAAUGGCUGGUUAAGAGAUUUGGGUUGUGGGAGACGGAGGAGCUGGAGUUUACAGAGAGGAUGUUAAGGGAGGAUGUGAGGAACAACAGUGCCUGGAAUCAUCGAUGGUAUAUCGUCAAUGGGCGGGAAGCUGAAGGUGUGAAGGGUGAGUGGGACGAGGGGCUUCGGAAGCGGGAACUGGACUUUGCGAAGAACGCGGUGGGCAAGACGCCGCAGAACCAGAGUCCCUGGAACUAUCUGAGGGCGAUUGUUAGGACUGCCGGGGUACCGCUUGCUAGUCUGAAGGAGUUUGCGGAACAGUAUGCCAGUCUGGACAGGCCAGACUCUGUACGGUCGAGCUUCGCACUGGAUUUGUUGGCUGAUAUCUUUGCUGAAGAGGAAGGUGGGAAGGACAAGGCUGGGAAGGCGUUGGAUCUGUUGGCUGCGAAGUAUGAUCCUAUCCGGAAGAACUAUUGGGCAUAUAGGAAGAGUCAGCUCGGGUUGGAAUCCAGUACACCCGAGGCAGUUGUCGCUGCUUAG
This is a messenger RNA of Recurvomyces mirabilis, 954 nucleotides long. It is a transcript of the gene RAM2, whose product is annotated as CAAX geranylgeranyltransferase alpha subunit. The record is from RefSeq and is a predicted model, not a curated record. Gene Ontology annotation, cellular component: protein farnesyltransferase complex; CAAX-protein geranylgeranyltransferase complex; cytoplasm. Gene Ontology annotation, molecular function: CAAX-protein geranylgeranyltransferase activity; protein farnesyltransferase activity. The transcript has a single exon. Bases 1 to 954 code for a protein of 317 amino acids. NCBI's taxonomy places the organism in Eukaryota, Fungi, Ascomycota, Dothideomycetes, Mycosphaerellales, Teratosphaeriaceae. Gene Ontology annotation, biological process: protein geranylgeranylation; protein farnesylation.